AGAGGACUGGUGAGCUUUCAGCUUUGGCUGCUUGGAGGUUGCAUCUCCCCCAAGAGGAAGGCUUCUCUAGUGAUGGACCCCUACAUGAUUCACACCAACGGCGAUGGCAACCUCUCCCCGGUUCUGGAUGUGCACGUCAAUAUCAAUGGGAAAGGCUCUGGACUGGGAAAAAUGAAAGGCAGGAAGGCCAGGUGGUCUGUGAAGCCCUCUGACAUGUCUGACAAAACUUUUAAUCCCAUCCGGGCCAUUGUGGACAGCAUGAAGGUGAAACCUAAUCCAAACAAAGCCAUGAUUUCUCUGUCCAUUGGAGACCCAACUGUGUUUGGAAACCUACCUACCGAUCCUGAAGUUACACAAGCAAUGAAAGAUGCCCUGGACUCUGGGAAAUACAACGGUUAUGCCCCAUCCAUAGGAUACCUGUCUAGCCUGGAGGAGGUUGCUUCUUAUUUCCACUGUCCUGAGGCACCAUUGGAAGCUAAGGAUGUCAUUCUGACAAGUGGCUGCAGUCAGGCUAUUGAACUUUGUUUAGCUGUGUUGGCCAAUCCAGGACAAAACAUCCUCAUUCCAAGACCCGGUUUUUCUCUCUACAAGACUUUGGCUGAAUCUAUGGGAAUUGAGGUCAAACUAUAUAAUCUCUUGCCAGAGAAGUCUUGGGAAAUUGACCUGAAACAACUGGAAUCUCUGAUUGAUGAAAAGACAGCUUGUGUCAUUGUUAACAACCCGUCAAAUCCCUGUGGGUCAGUGUUCAGCAAGAGUCAUCUUCAGAAGAUUCUGGCAGUGGCUGCAAGGCAGUGUGUCCCCAUCCUAGCUGAUGAGAUCUAUGGAGACAUGGUAUUUUCAGAUUGCAAAUAUGAGCCAUUGGCCACCCUCAGCACCAAUGUCCCCAUCCUGUCCUGUGGAGGGCUGGCUAAGCGCUGGCUAGUUCCUGGCUGGAGGUUGGGCUGGAUCCUUAUCCAUGACAGAAGAGACAUUUUUGGCAAUGAGAUUCGAGAUGGGCUGGUGAAGCUGAGUCAGCGGAUCUUGGGACCCUGUACCAUUGUCCAGGGAGCUCUGAAAAGCAUCCUGCGCCGUACCCCUCAAGAGUUCUACCACAACACACUAAGCUUCCUCAAGUCCAAUGCUGAUCUUUGCUAUGGGGCAUUGGCUGCCAUCCCUGGGCUUCAGCCAGUCCGCCCUUCUGGGGCCAUGUAUCUCAUGGUUGGAAUUGAGAUGGAACACUUCCCAGAAUUUGAAAACGAUGUGGAGUUCACAGAGCGGUUAGUUGCUGAACAGUCUGUCCACUGCCUCCCAGCAACGUGCUUCGAGUACCCGAAUUUCUUCCGGGUGGUAAUUACUGUCCCCGAGGUGAUGAUGCUGGAGGCUUGUAGCCGGAUCCAGGAGUUCUGUGAGCAGCACUAUCAUUGUACUGAAGGGAGCCAGGAGGAGUGUGACAAAUAGAGCCUCCUCUAUUCUCCUGAAGAUGUGUCCCUUCUGAGGAGGGUUGGACUGGGCUCUGCUGCUCCUCAGUGAGUCAGACACCCCCACAGGGAGAGGAGCCUCAAAAGCACCAUGUCAGGGAUUCAGGAUUGUUCCUACUUUCCCCCGUUCACAUCCACAUGCACACUCUGAACCCCAGAUUCUCCUCUCGCUCUGCUUGGCUGGAGUGACUCACUAGUUAUUUAAUUUGUCCCCCUCUCAUAUGGCUUCCUCCUUUUUUCCCUGAGAAUACCAGGUGAACAAAGUUUACCAGAAAGCAGUUAAGCCUAUAAAAGUAAGAGUUCAAGGUGGGAGAAACAAAAGACUGUGAGAACAGGUGCCCCCAACUAUUUCCUUAUGGUCUAACUAAGGACACUGUCCAGACAGGUUUGACGCCCAACUCUGUUACUGCCUCAUUUCAGGUAUACCUCAUUUUUGCCACAGAGAAACAUGUAUCUGGCUGGUUUUAUUCUAAACACAUUUGGAAAUUUGCUAUUUGAAGGAUCAUUUAAAGAAAUAUUUUCAUGGAUUAUUUUGGUAAAGAAUUAUUUUGUGAUGCAGAUAAAUAACCUUUAAUUGAUCAGUUUCCUAAAUUUAGUUUUACAUGCAUCAGGCUUUCUUAAAAUGAGACCACAUCUUGUUUUAAGAGAAAAGAGAAAUCAGAGGAUCUUCAAGAAAUACUGCUGUAAAUAAUACUGCCAAAAAUAUCCUCACUUGUCAUUGUUACAGAAUCAUUAUCAC
Messenger RNA from Urocitellus parryii (Arctic ground squirrel), 2196 nucleotides. It is a transcript of the gene Tat, whose product is annotated as tyrosine aminotransferase. Gene Ontology annotation, biological process: L-phenylalanine catabolic process; L-tyrosine catabolic process; biosynthetic process. The record is from RefSeq and is a predicted model, not a curated record. NCBI's taxonomy places the organism in Eukaryota, Metazoa, Chordata, Mammalia, Rodentia, Sciuridae. Gene Ontology annotation, molecular function: L-tyrosine:2-oxoglutarate transaminase activity; pyridoxal phosphate binding.